GUUGUGUCCACAGAUUGUUUAAUUCACAACUUCUAGUGACUUUAAGGACAUGAAAUAUAACCCAAGAUAGAAAAUUGCAGCAAGCCCAUUGAAAAUAAAUGAAAAUGUCUAAAAAUAUGCACCCAGCCCCUGGUUUAGUUGACCAAAGUUUGUGCUAAAAGUCCUAUCUCUUCACCCCUUUAUUUAUCACAAAGGUGCAAAAAAAUCUAUCAUCAAGAGCAAUGGAAACCAACUGUAGAAUGCAGAAAAGCAAAAUCCAAACGCUGUAUGAAGCCUGCAAUCUUUUAUUUUCCCAGAAAAUGCUCCCAACUUCCCAACAAGUUCAAUGGCUGAAAAAUUUCCUGGGCACGUUUAAAGCAAUAGAUGUUGGAAUUGAUGAAUUUGGUUUAUGUGGAUCGCCAUCUACUAGCCCAAGGAGAGAUAAGGGACUGAUCUGUGGGCAAAGCAUCUCCCAAAUCACUUACAUUCACAUUCAUGAAUGUCACCAUUUCUCUAUCGGAGUGUUUUGUUUCCCGGCUGGAGCAACACUUCCCCUUCAUGAUCACCCUGGAAUGACAGUCUUUAGCAAACUCCUUUAUGGUUCAUGUUAUGUUAAAGCUUAUGAUUGGAUCAACGGAGGAGCUACUUCAGGCUUCAGAACAUUUGGAUUGGCAGGCAAGGUUUUAGAUGCCGUUAUGAGGGCACCAUGUGAGACUAGUGUACUAUUUCCGACAAGUGGAGGGAACAUUCAUUCUUUUAGUGCAGUAACUCCCUGUGCUAUCUUGGAUGUAUUGGCUCCACCUUACUCUGAGGAGCUUGGCAGGCCUUCUACUUAUUUCUUGGAAUUUCCUGUUUCUUCUCUUCCUGGAUAUGCAAUGCUUGAGGAAGGAGAGCUGCAAGAUGAUCUGGUGGUUGCUGGAGCACCAUAUCUUGGCCCUCCUAUUGAUGAUGCUGGCAUUGGCUGUUGUUGCCUUCUUGACUUUGCCAGUGUAUAGUUUUACUGCAUGAUUGAUAGGAUUGCCGUACAAUGCUUAAAACUUAAUGAAAUACAGAUGGACUGAGCUUAAGCCAAUCAGAGCAUUCGGAUUGCCCAAGAAAGGGGGCAACUGUUUUAAUAUAAAUAUUGCUGCAAUUUCCUUCCUAAAGUGGCAAAUCCAAAUGGUAAAGAGCAGUUACCUUGCAAAUAUGGUCUUGUGUUCAACCUCUUGUCUCUCAUACUAUUUAUAAAAAAAAAGUUUAUAAAAUAAAA
Messenger RNA from Prunus persica (peach), 1228 nucleotides. RefSeq names its product plant cysteine oxidase 1. Gene Ontology annotation, molecular function: oxidoreductase activity, acting on single donors with incorporation of molecular oxygen, incorporation of two atoms of oxygen. The transcript has 5 exons. The coding region runs from base 222 to 974 and encodes 250 amino acids. NCBI's taxonomy places the organism in Eukaryota, Viridiplantae, Streptophyta, Magnoliopsida, Rosales, Rosaceae. The record is from RefSeq and is a predicted model, not a curated record.